CCAAAAUCUAACAAUCAAUGAUUGCCGUAUUAAUAGUAUUAGUAAUAAUAAUAGCCAACAAUUGGUUCAACAAAUCAAACAAGAGUUUAAAGACUUAACACUUAAUAAUAAUACUAAUAAUGAAAGUUGUAGUAAAGAUCAGCAAACAAUGGCCGCUGCCGUCGGGGAUUGGCAACAUUUUUUCGCCCAACAUGCCGGACCUCUUUUUCCCGACUUUCCCCGUCGAUGGACAGCCAUCGACGAAAUAGAUAUGUUUUUCAGAUGGAAAAUUAAUGACAUGUCCUCACAGCAAACAUCUAAUAGGUUUGCCGCAUAUUAUGCCAAAUCAUUGGUACCGUUGGCACAGGCUAAAAUGUGGCUUAUGGAUGCUUGGAUUCAACCGUUACCUGGUCAGGCAUUAACAAUGUUAACCAAAUGUCAAAAUAGGCUAAAAGAGUUUGGCGAAACAUUAAUUUUUCUGCCAGAGUUUGAACGAAAUGGUGCAAUCGGUGGCGGCGGCGGCGGCUAUGGAGGAGGCGGCGGCUAUGGCGGCGGCGGCUAUGGAGGAGGCGGCGGCUAUGGCGGCGGCGGCUAUGGCGGCGGCGGCUAUGGCGGCGGCGGCUAUGGAGGAGGCGGCGGCUAUGGCGGCGGCGGCUAUGGAGGAGGCGGCGGCUAUGGCGGCGGCGGCUAUGGCGGCGGCGGCUAUGGAGGAGGCGGCGGUUAUGGCGCUAUCUAUGGCUAUGAAUAUGGCGUUGGGGGAGGAGGUAUAGCUGAUGGCGCACAUCAUAUCCCGGCCGGCGGACAUCAUCAUCGGUCGAUAGCGGCUACGUCGGCAUCGCCGCUACAGUCGCCCGUAUCGUAUGGUUUGUCGGAAACAUCAACAACAACGGCAACACUGAUGGCUCCACAACAGAACCGACAACCGCUGGUCAAAGCUGGCGGCGGUUGUGUUGAUGGCGUCGAUUCAGUAUCGACUCAAUCAUCAUCGGAUAACUCGUGCAAACAAAUGGACGAAGACUUUGUUAUGGAUACGGCCGACCCGAAUAGUAAUACAGUUAUGGCCCGAACUCCGUCACCGAAACAUAAGACGACAGCAACAACAAGACAUGCAUUUAAACACAAAGGUUCACCAUUUGUCUGUCCCGGCGAACCACUACCAGUUCCCACACAAAAGGAAGCAUUUACUGCACUAAUUCAACGAAGUACUGGAUCUAAUUGUAGUUUAAUUGGUGGCGAAAACAGUGGUAACAAUAACAACAACGGUUUGAUGGCUACCAGUCCGCCGACUACACCGAAUGCCAUUCAUAAAGCUCUCCAGCGAUACGAUUCAAAUACAGUUCGUUUGGGAUCGACUGUGAUAAUGUCAUUGAAAUAUGACGCCAAAGCUGAUCUCUGGUCGAUAGCGACAAUUGUCUUUCAAUGUCUCACUGGAAAGGCUUUUCCGUUUCAAGCGUCGACACCUCAAGCGUUGAAAAAUUUUUACGAAAAAAAUCCCGAUUUGAAACCAAAGAUUCCGAGCGGAACGUCACCCGAAUUACGCGAUUUCCUGACCCGACUGUUGCGCCGCAAUGCCAAAGACCGGAUGGAAUUCGACGAGUUUUUCAAUCACUCAUUCUUCCGGUUAGUUCCCAGUAAAGCAAUGGCCGUCCGACAGCCGCUACAGUCGCCCGUAUCGUACGGUUCGUCGGAAACGACUACAACAACACUGUUAGCUUCACAACAGAACCGACAACCGCUGGUCAAAGCUGGCGGCGGUUGUGUUGAUGACGUCGAUUCAGUAUCGACUCAAUCAUCAUCGGAUAACUCGUGCAAACAAAUGGACGAAGACUUUGUUAUGGUUACGGCCGACCCGAAUAGUAAUACAGUUAUGGCCCGAACUCAGUCACCGAAACAUAAGACAACAACAACAACAACAACAACAAGAAAUGCAUUUAAACACAAAGGUUCACCAUUUGUCUGUCCCGGCGAACCACUACCAGUUCCCACACAAAAGGAAGCAUUUACUGCACUAAUUCAACGAAGUAUUGGAUCUAAUUGUAGUCUUAAGUGGCGGCGACAGCAACAGUGGUAACA
Messenger RNA from Oppia nitens, 2052 nucleotides. RefSeq lists its product as uncharacterized. NCBI's taxonomy places the organism in Eukaryota, Metazoa, Arthropoda, Arachnida, Sarcoptiformes, Oppiidae. The record is from RefSeq and is a predicted model, not a curated record. Gene Ontology annotation, biological process: positive regulation of autophagy; protein autophosphorylation; autophagosome organization. The coding region runs from base 149 to 2050 and encodes 633 amino acids. Gene Ontology annotation, molecular function: ATP binding; protein serine/threonine kinase activity. The transcript is spliced from 7 exons. Gene Ontology annotation, cellular component: autophagosome; cytoplasm.